UGUGACUUCUUGCUGUUGGAUUUGUGUUCCUGUCUUUCUGAAGUCCUUUUUAAAGAUUGGUAUGGAUGUAUAGGCUGAGUGGUUUCAACUUUUGUUGCUAUUAAGUCACCAUCUUGACUCCUCACCCCCAGGUAAUAAUUCAAUAUCGCAAGGCUUUAAGGGCUAGGCAAAUGGGGUUAAAUGACUUAUCCAGGGGUCACAUAGCUGGGAAAUAGUACAUACCUAUGUUCCAAACUCCAGUAUUUUUGUUUAAGACUAUGUUAUCCUUCUAGUCUCUCAGGUUUGCUGCCUUGCUCCCCAUUCUCCUUCACACCACAUAUCCAGUAGUUGCCAAAUCUUAUAGCUGCUUCAUGCAUAGCAUCUCUUACAUCCAUUCCCUUUUUUCCCCAGUAGCUCCUGCCCUGGUUCAUAUGCUCAUCACCUUCUAUCCAGACUAUUCCAAUUGCCUUCUCUGCAGUCUACCCUCCACAUAGCUGCCAUAGUGAUUUUCCUGAAGCAUUAUUCUGAGCAUGUCACUUCCUUCCUUAAUAAACUCCCAACUGGCUCUCUGUGGCCCUAGGUCCUGCAUUUAGUUUUAAAGUUCUUCAUAGCCUGGCUCUAAACUGCCUUUCCAAACUAUCCUUUUGAGCCAAAAUGCCUUCUUGCUGAUUCUCAUCUAUAGCAGGCUAACCUUUUGUCUGCAUCAUUGUACAGGCUGGAGAUUUCCAUGUUUUCUUCAUUUCAGGAAGGACCACUCACCUCACAAGGAGGUGUCUUGAGUGAGACAGAGGUACCCAAAAUUGUUGACCUCGCUCUCUCUUCCAGAAUCAUUGAAGUCUGAUGGCAAGCAGAAGUCUUGUCUAACCAAGCUCUAAGGCUCCAUGGUGCCUGCUUCAGCUGCCUUCAAGGUCACUGGAACAGACUUUUCUCAUCCAUCCAUUCCACUGGGGAAGUCUUCACGUCUUUGGGGUAGACAUCCCCUAAGUCAUCAAUGUUUGAUGCCUGUCUACUGAGACACUUUUACCAGGCAUAGCUAUUGUUUGUGCUCUAGCUUCCUGGGUGAGAGUUGGUUAGCAAGUGGACACCAAAAAGGAGAAUGAGCAACCCUGUAAAGGGUUUGUUUGGCAGGUCCUCAUACUCAAGGUGCUAUUCCUACAGGAACAUCCUUUACACAGUUGGGUGCUAUAUAAAUAUUAGUCCUCGAUGCUCUCAUUGUGUGUAUGGAUGUGAUACAAAAGGAAACCAUUGGAAAGAAGUUUGAAAGGAAACAUAUUGAAAUGUUCACUGACCUGAAUAGCCCCUUCAGCAAAGACCAGAUGGACAUUAUCAUCAGUAACUUGAAGCGGUCUGACAUCUCCCUGCAGUUCUUUCUUCCUUUUCCAAUUGACAAAGAAGAUGGAGAUGGGGAUACAGAUGACAGCAGUUUUCCCUCUGAAAGACAGAAACCAUCUCUUCCACAGAAAGGACUCACAAAGCAACAGAAAGAAAGUCUUAGCGUGGUAAAGAAUAUGAUGAUGUCUCUGGAGGGGGAAGAUGGUCUCAAUGAGAUUUACUCCUUCAGUGAGAGUCUAAGACAGCUGUGCGUCUUUAAGAAAAUUGAAAGGAGACCCAUGCCCUGGCCCUGCCUAUUGACCAUCGGCUCUAAUUUGUCUAUAAAGAUUGUGGCCUACAAGUCAGUUACUCAGGAGAAAGUAAAAAAAAGUUGGACAGUUGUAGAUGCUAGAACUCUAAGGAAAGAAGAUGUACAAAAAGAAACAGUCUACUGCUUAAAUGAUGAUGAUGAAACCGAAGUCCAGAAAGAAGAUACUAUCCAAGGGUUCCGCUAUGGGAGUGAUAUUGUUCCUUUCUCUAAAGUGGAUGAGGAGCAAAUGAAAUACAAAACAGAAGGAAAAUGCUUCUCUGUUUUAGGAUUCUGUAGGUCAUCUCAGGUACACAGGAAAUUUUUUAUGGGAAACCAGGUUCUAAAGGUCUUUGCUGCAAAAGAUGAUGAGGCAGCAGCAGUGGCCCUCUCCUCCUUGAUCCAUGCACUUGAUGAAUUAGACAUGGUAGCCAUCGUCCGAUAUGCUUAUGACAGAAGAUCUAAUCCCCAAGUUGGUGUGGCUUUUCCUUUUAUCAAGCAAGCUUAUGAGUGCUUAGUGUAUGUGCAGUUGCCCUACAUGGAAGACUUAAGGCAAUACUUGUUUUCCUCCUUGAGAAACAAUAAGAAGUGUACUCCCACAGAGGCCCAAUUAUCUGCAGUGGAUGCUUUGAUUGACUCUAUGAGCUUGGUUAACAAUGAUGAAGAUGAGGAUACCAUUGAAGACAUGUUUCAAACCUCUAAAAUUCCAAAUCCCCAGUUUCAGAGGUUGUUUCAGUGCCUGCUACAUAGAGCUUUGUACCCCAGUGAUCCUUUGCCCCCAAUUCAGCAACAUCUUUGGGACAUGCUGAAUCCCCCUACAGAGGUGACAGCUAAAUGCCAAGCUCCUCUCUCCAAAAUAAAGACUCUCUUCCCUCUGACUGAAGCCAUCAAGAAAAGGGAUCAAAUGACAGCUCAAGACAUCUUCCAAGAUAACCAUGAAGAUGAACCUAUACCUAAAAAAGCCAAAACUGAGGAAGGGGAAGGCAACUUUAGUAUCUCCAGCCUGGCUGAGGGCAACAUCACCAGUGUUGGCAGUGUGAACCCAGCUGAAAACUUCCGUGUCCUAGUGAGACGAAAGAAUGCCAAUUUCAAGGAAGUAAGUUGCCAGUUGGUACACCACAUCGACCAGUUUUUGGAAACCAAAGGACUACAGUAUUAUAUGAAGAGCCUUGACUGCAUCAGAGUAUUCAGAGAGGAAGCCAUUCAGUUGUCAGAAGAACAGAACUUUAACAAUUUCCUGCAAACCCUUCGAGACAAAGUGGAAGAUAAAGCCCUAAAUGAUUUUUGGGAAAUUAUUGUUCAAGAUGGAAUUUCUCUGAUCACAAAAGAUGAAGCUCCAGGAAGCUCUGUAACAGCUGAGGAAGCCAAAAAGUUUCUGGCCCCAAAGGAAAAACCAGCCACAGGCCUGGAUGUAGCUGAGGAAGGAGGAGAUGUGGAUGAUUUGCUGGACAUGAUGUAGGCCACGGAAGAAACUCAGAAUGUGAGCACCGAAGAGCCUUGUGUUGGUCGCAGGUUCCUGGGAUUGCCCUGGAAAGGACCUUCUGGUAGAAGCCAGUAGGGAGCUGCCUUUGAUGAUGACCUCUCGAUCCCAGGCCAGAGGCUGAAUUACAAACCAAUAUUUUUCUAUAUGAGUCAAUGAGUUAUUUUCUUAAGCUACAGAAAAUGUACCUGCACUCACAAUAUGUGCAUACAGAGAGACGGCACCAAUUCUCAUCUCAGGGUUUUUGAUCUUUAUUGUUGUCUCUGAUAACUAGGAUGUUAUUUCCAGGUGAGCAGAUUCCAUUGUGAGCACUCAGCUGUGUGUGUAUUAUUGUUGUUUGGACAACCAAAAUAAAGUUGUUUCCUCAACCGCCA
Monodelphis domestica (gray short-tailed opossum) is the source of this 3451-nucleotide messenger RNA. RefSeq names its product X-ray repair cross complementing 5 (gene XRCC5). Gene Ontology annotation, molecular function: DNA helicase activity; double-stranded DNA binding; telomeric repeat DNA binding. The record is from RefSeq and is a predicted model, not a curated record. NCBI's taxonomy places the organism in Eukaryota, Metazoa, Chordata, Mammalia, Didelphimorphia, Didelphidae. Gene Ontology annotation, biological process: telomere maintenance; double-strand break repair via nonhomologous end joining; DNA recombination. Gene Ontology annotation, cellular component: Ku70:Ku80 complex; nucleus.